AUGACCCCAACCGCGCGUCUGGCAUCAGCACUCUGCUGGUGCCUCGUAGGCCGGCUUGCAGCAGCACAGCCGCCCGGACGAUCCGCCGAUUUAUGUCUUCAGUCGUGCCAGAACGCCCUGGCGCAAGUGCGGUUCAGCGAUGCGGAGGUUUUGCCCGCCAAGUCGAGGGUUGAGAUGUGCCGAAGCCGAAAGGCCGUCACGUCCAUGUAUCUGUGCCUGGAUAUGUUCUGCGAGCCGGGAGCAAGGGCCGCCGAGGUUGCGACCCUGAACGAGACGUGUGUCGGGUCAGACAUGGAUGCGCUUCCUCCCAUUUCCAUCAUUUCGAAUUACACGGCGGGCGACAUUGAGAGGUUGCGGCAUAUCAGACUCGGUGAGGCGUUUGCGCCCAACGACACGGUCAAGGAGGUUGUUGUGCCUGCUUUUGAACUUUACAAAGCGUGGUUUGAUACAUUGGACGCGUACAGAUACGUCACCCAUCACCAUUUCUUGUACGGCUUUUCCAUGAUUUUGUUUUGGCUGGCUGUGCUGGCCGUGGGCGCUGGCAACAGAAUCAUGCUCGGAUGCAUCCGCUUCUUGAAAACGUACCGACUGUACCGCAGCCACCGCUCCGAGACGGCAACAUGGGUGAAGCAAAGGAUUCUGAUACCCGCAACCUUUGGAUACAGAUGCGCCACAGAAGUAUGGUGCGGCACGAUUCCGCCUCGGAUACAGAGUCUCACAAUUGCUGCGUUUGCCAUGAUGAAUCUUGCAUUUAGCAUAUACGGGUACAAAAUCACACCCGUCAAUCUUUACUUCUCUACACCAACGCGGCAGUGGCUACGGUACGUUUCCGACAGGACGGGGAUUAUUUCGUUUGCCAACUUCCCCAUCAUUUGGCUCUUUGGCAUGCGUAACAACUUUGCCAUUUGGCUUACGGGAUGGGACUUUGGCACAUAUAACAACUUUCACCGCUGGGUGGCAAGAAUUGCCACUCUUCAGGCUGUUGUCCAUUCGGUGGGGUAUACGGUCCUGAUUCUAAAAGAAGGAGGAUGGACAUAUUUUGCUUGGUGGUGGACGCGAAUGUUCUGGCUAGCGGGUGAAGUCGCCACGGUGCUCAUGUGCGCCUUGAUGGCUUGCUCCAUCUACUGGCUACGACGCCAAAAGUACGAGCUGUUCCUCAUAUUACACAUUGGCAUGUCGAUAUUUAUCCUGGUCACCAUGCUCGGCCAUGUUUCCAUCUUCAACGGCCAUUACGACGCCUUCUUCUGGGUUCCCGUAUUCAUAUGGGUAUUCGACAGAGUCCUACGCAUCCUCCGCAUAAUCUUCUUUAACCCGACGAUGAAGCCGACCGUCGCCACCGCGACGUACAAUCCGUCCACAAACAUUGUGCGGCUCAUCGUUCCGUGUCAUUUCAGAGCAUACAAAGCUCGCCCAGGGACGUAUUAUUAUCUCUCCGUCAUCGACGACAAGCGAUUUUGGGAGAGCCACCCGUUUACCGUGGCAUCUGUUUCAGACUCACAUCUGCCAGGAAAGCCCUUUGGAGAGCAAGCCCCCCUCCUCGAGUCAGGUGUCGUCGAUACAGAGGAGCAGGAGAUGACCAAGCCAAACUCGAAGCUUCUCACGUUCCUCAUCAGACCAUACGACAGCUUUACAGCUCGGCUGAGAGAUUUAGCCUCGGAUGACUCCCCGCAGCCAGCGUCAAUGCGGGUGCUGGUGGAUGGACCGUACGGACACAGCCAGCCGCUACACCUGUCCGACCACGUCGUGUUCGUCGUAGGAGGCAGCGGCGUUGUCGUGCCCAUGUCCUAUCUCAAGGUCUUGACGGGCCGCAGCAAGCAAACAACUUCCACACACAUCCACUGGGCGAUACGAGAACCAGAGUUCGCAGCGGAGGUUCUGUCGAAUGACAUGGUAGACGCCCUUGGCGAUUCGAGCUUCGCCAUCGACUUGUACUUUUCUGCCGACACGGAGAGAAGCAUUGGCGCAAACAUACCGCCCAAAGUGUCACGGCAUUACAGACGACCGAAUGCCGCGGCGAUUAUUCUCGCGGCCGCGGAAGAUGCAGGCCAACGGACUCUUGCCGUGGUUGCAUGCGGUCCGGCCAAGAUGGCCGAUGACGCCAGAAGGGCUGUAAUAGAAGCUUUAGACAUUUUCCCCUGCCAAAUAGAGUAUUUUGAAGAGAGUUUUAGAUGGUAG
Metarhizium acridum CQMa 102 is the source of this 2175-nucleotide messenger RNA. RefSeq lists its product as uncharacterized. Gene Ontology annotation, molecular function: ferric-chelate reductase activity. Gene Ontology annotation, cellular component: plasma membrane. Lineage: Eukaryota; Fungi; Ascomycota; Sordariomycetes; Hypocreales; Clavicipitaceae. The record is from RefSeq and is a predicted model, not a curated record. Gene Ontology annotation, biological process: copper ion import; iron ion transport; intracellular iron ion homeostasis.